Molecule: messenger RNA, 4433 nt
Organism: Scylla paramamosain (green mud crab)
Lineage: Eukaryota; Metazoa; Arthropoda; Malacostraca; Decapoda; Portunidae
Product: TOX high mobility group box family member 3-like
Exons: 11
Coding region: 431-2260 (609 amino acids)
Biological process (GO): regulation of transcription by RNA polymerase II
Cellular component (GO): nucleus
Molecular function (GO): chromatin DNA binding
Source: RefSeq, a predicted model, not a curated record
UGAGUUGAAAUGUCCCUUGAGUGAAUAAGUUUCGUGAGGUAAAGAAAGAAGGAAAGAUAGUAAGCAGUAAGAGGAUUGUAAGGAAUAAAUUUAAAAAGUCAUGUGUUUGUGAAUAGAUAUGAUGAAAUGCCUCGUGAUUGAACAAGUUUCGUGAAAAUUUAGGAAGAAGAGAAAAGAUAAAGAAAAGAAUUCAAAAUGUGAUGUGCUUGUGAACAGAUGAAGAGAAAUGUCUCGUGAAGUUAAAGGAAGAGGAGAGAAGACAGUAUGUGACUCGGUGGACAGGUGAAGCAGGUGUUAAUGGGCUGUUUUAAGGAGGUGUGUCCGCGCCUUCCUCCUCCUCCUCCUCCUUCCGACCCAUCGUCAUCUGGUUAAGGGCGGAGAGAGCUUCGACCUGUCCUUGACCGUUCCGGACUCCAACCACACCGCUUACAUGGCAGACCAGCAGCCCGCCUACGGGAGCUUCGGCAGCGAGGAGACCUACAGUGACCUGCAGGGGAUGGGCACCACGCUCCCCCAGCAGGAGGGCGACGCCGCCUCCUCAGCACCCCACACCCACGCUCACCACACACAGGCCAUGUACUCACACCAGGACUCAUCCAUGUACUCUUCCUCCUACUCCCCGGCGCAGAUGGCAGUGGCCAGCAGCAUGGGUGCGCCCAACCCACAGUUCCCGCCACAGAACCUCUACAUCCCGCCCAUCUCCCAGAACAGCAUGGAUCCCGCCCAGACGUCGGGGUACAUGGUUCACCCGGGCUGUGGUCCUCCCGCCCCCAUCUACACUAGUGCCAGCCCGGGCAUGCCCACAGGAGUACCACAGGGUCCCCACAUGAUGGGCGGCGCCGUGGGUAUGAUGGGCUACUACCCUCGGCAGCCUAUGGCGAGGAAUGGCGGCUCCCCGAAUUCCGGCGGCUCCCCCUCCCCGGGUAGCGAGGACUCCGAUGACUCCACGCCCCUUGCCCAGGACGCUGGUAUGUGCGAGGUGUGUGGGCGUGGUGAUGCGGCGCGUCUGACUGGCUGCGUUGUGUUGCAGAUGGCGAGAGCCAAGAGGCCGUCCUCAGAAAGCGUGGAGGGACCAGCACGAGGCAAGAAGCCCAAAGUCAGCAAGAAGAGCAAGAAGAAGAAGGAUCCUAAUGAACCGCAAAAACCAGUAUCGGCGUACGCUCUGUUCUUCCGAGACACUCAGGCUGCCAUCAAGGGAUCUAACCCCAAUGCAUCCUUUGGUGAAGUGUCCAAAAUUGUCGCCUCCAUGUGGGACUCUCUGGACGCUGACCACAAGAGUGUGUACAAGAAAAAGACGGAGGCAGCGAAGAAGGAGUACCUGAAGGCCCUUGCUGCUUACCGUGCCAGUUUGGUGUCCAAGGGCGGUGAGGGUGAGGGUGGGUUUGGGGGACCCCAGGGCUAUGGUCAGUUUGCCCCUGGGUUUGGAUACCCCCCAACCACCAGUACCCCAGUGCAUCCACAAGUACAGUCGCCAGCACAGAUGUCGCCACUGGCAAAGAAGUCUCCUCUACUCUCUUCCCUUAUGGCUGACACUCCCCCACCCAUGAUGAACCCACCAAUGUCCCAGCCCAUGCCUCCCUCUGGCCCACCCAUGAUGCCUCACGGCUCAAUGCCACCCAUGUCAGCAGCAAGCAUGGUCCCCCAGGCACAGCAGGGUCCUCAGGCUGGCCACCAGCCGCCCACACCACAGCCACACCUGACGCCCAUGACCAACGUACCUUCCACCUCCCCCUACAUGACUCAGCAGGCACCUGGCUCUCUGACGAGUCCUGGGGGAGCAAGUUCUCCGGGUGGUGGUCCACAACAACAGCCACAGCAACCCCAGCAGCAACAGCCACAGCAGCAGCAGCCAAGCCCACAACAGCAGCAAGUUGCCACUCAACAGCAGCAGCAACAACAGCAACAGCAAGCAGGGCAGCAGCAGCAACAGCAACAGGCUGGACAGCAUGGGCAGCAGCCACCGCAGCCCUCCCCACAGCAGCAACCACAGCACCAGCCACCUCAGCAGCAUCCCAGUGGUCAGGGGUCAGGAGGGCAGCAGCAGGGCAUGGGCCAACCAGCACAUGUGGGCUGCCCAAACUCUGGCCCAAACUGCAUCAGGUCUGGCUGCACCAACCCUGCCGUGCACAACCCUGAGUGGGAAGAUGAAUACUGCUCCAAUGAGUGUGUCGUCUCACACUGCAGAGAUGUCUUCAGCACCUGGGUGGCCAGCAACCACCACCAGCCAAUGAAUCCAACCUACCCGGCGCCUGUUAAAUAAAACCUCAGUGAACGUGACCUCUCACUGAGGGACCAGCUAGCCAGCAGUCCAGUUAGUCAGUCAGUCAGCAAGCCAGUCAACUGAAAGGGUUCAACUGAUGAAGACACGUACCUGGUACAGUAAUAAGUGCAUUAAGUGAAACUGUGUAUUACUCUUCAGAUGGCAAGCAGAUUGGGAUGAUGUAUGUGUGUUUGUGUGUGGAGGAAGUUGUGCUGUGGCUUGGUACCUGCAUCAUCACUCCCAACAUGUUGACAAACUGGGUGCUUGUAAGAAAGUCAGGAUUUUCUAACCUGUUGUCAGGGCUGGAGUUUUAGAUAUCAGCAUCUUUCUAUCUGUUCAAUCUAUCCUUGCUCUUUGUAGAAUUCCAGAUGUAAUGUUCAUGCCUAUCUGAUCCUAUUAUUCUUCUGAACCCAACCAAGAUGAGAGAGUUCCAGAACAAGUUUGAUGUGAAAGUGAGCAUUCCGUGUAUUAUCCUGUCAGUACCUUGGAAGGCGGCUGUGUGGACCUUGUGUGAUGGAGUCAGUGAGAGUUGUGCUCUGAGAAGAUUCAUUUUCCUAUUUGACUGUAUAGGGAAGAUGAGUCCCACUGAAGAAAAAGAGCCAGAAAGUGAGUUGCAAACAAUACAUGAGUUUCAGUUGAACACGAGGAAUGUGUGGCGGGGACCAAAACUGUUAAUAGUCUAUAAGCAGACAGUGUGUGGUACAGGAGGAGAAAGAUAUGGAUGUUCAGGUUGAGGGCUGCACUCAGCUAGAUUACCUCAUGCUCACCCCAGCAGUCACUGUAGUACAUGCUGUGCUCUCUUUCACAGGCUUCGGAACAAUAUUUUGAUCAUAAAUCUUAUGUAAGGCCAGAGAUUAAAAAUAUCUUUGGAUGUUUGGUUUGUAAAUAUUUGUGUUGAUUUUUCUUGAUAGGGAGAGAGAAAACUAUGAUUACAAUUAUUAUAGAUAUAGAAGCAUUUACAACAUAAUUUGUAAAUAUUUCAACAGUAUGUACAAGUGAUUGGUGAAAUUUCUCCUCAAUGUGAUUAUGAUGAGUUGAUACUUAUGUCUGGUAUGUAUGUAUGUACAUGUAUCAUAGUAGAUAUGUUCAGAGGCUUAUUAUUUGAUUAGCAAGGAAUCAUCACUAGAAAUGACAUGUUGUCAUACUUGUAUCAAGUCCUUCCAAAGCAUUUAACAAGGAGGUGAGGACAAAUUUCAUGCCUCCUCUGUUAGCCAUCCCUGCAUGCUGUAUGUAUGCAUUGCAAACUAUCAUGGCAGUUCCCAGGUAUUCAUUAGAGUUACAAGAGGUCUUCGGCCAGGGGUGUCGAGUGGACACUUUGCUCAAUCCUCAGUGUACAUAAGACUAAUUUUUGGAGGACUGACUGCCGGACCCUCUUGGGAGUUACUACCUUGACCUUGUAAUUUUUUAGGUUUACAACAUACAACCAAGAGGAGACAUGUUUUGCAUAUAUUUUCAAAAUUUAUUUUUCUUCAAUAAUAUUUUCUCUUGGGUGAAGCUUGAUGCAAAGCACUACAAAUGGAGAUAUAUUAUUUGGUGUACAGACUGCUAAAGUUCAGGGAAAUGGAGUGUAGAUGUAAUGUAAUGUAUUGUUGGUCAUUUACAAACUACCUGCCUUCACAUCAGGUUUUACCCAUGCUUGUAGAUCAUAGGAAUCCUUCGGUCCUAGAAUAAAGUCAGUGUUUGCCCUUCUUAUAUAGCUAAUAUGUUGAUGAAAUACUGUGCUUCAUAAGACAGGCAGAGGCUCCACCACAGGUUAUUUUGGUUUACUUUUGUGGUCUUUUCACAGCAUUUUGUAUCAAAUUUGUAUCAAAUUAUGUUUUAUACCUAAAAUGAACAAAUUUCGUAAGAACAAUGAUUUCAGAACAAUGUAAAUCCACUAAGAUUGCGAAAGAACAGCUCUAGAACAAGCACUGCUGUCAACAAGAACAAUAAUGAAAACAGCAAAAAUAUGUUAUGUAGCAAAUGACAAUGUUUUCUAAACUCUUAGGAAGCAUUUCAUAUAUUUAAACUAAUGUAUUAGUUAAUGGUUCUUUAAGCUUCACUAAAACCAUGAAAUUGCAUAAUCAAUUUUCCUCAUGGUUCCACCCUGAGGCUGUUGUGUUAAUGUGUACAAUGCCUGUGUGUGCUCUCUUUCACUUCUGUAUUCACAAUAUAAUAAACAUUAUACACACUU